Messenger RNA from Labeo rohita (rohu), 3350 nucleotides. RefSeq names its product cryptochrome circadian regulator 3b (gene cry3b). Gene Ontology annotation, cellular component: nucleus; cytoplasm. The record is from RefSeq and is a predicted model, not a curated record. The transcript is spliced from 15 exons. The coding region runs from base 245 to 2146 and encodes 633 amino acids. Gene Ontology annotation, biological process: negative regulation of DNA-templated transcription; circadian regulation of gene expression; entrainment of circadian clock by photoperiod. Gene Ontology annotation, molecular function: DNA binding; FAD binding. NCBI's taxonomy places the organism in Eukaryota, Metazoa, Chordata, Actinopteri, Cypriniformes, Cyprinidae.
AUCUAGUGAGUUGGUAUCUAUGCUCACGCCGGAUUCUUUGGUGUCCGCGCAUGCGCAGCGCGCUAAAGCGUUAUGUAAACCGUCGCUGUUUUGGCCCGGUUCUAUGUAACUGGACUUUGGUGAACUAAGCUGGUCUGCAGUGGUUCUCCUGGCGCAUCUUCAUCAACUCUGAGAUGAUUUUAUCACUGGGACUCACAUAAACUAAUUUUCCCGCAUUCGUAUCGCCUCAGGUGGCAGCAGCAUCAUGUCGGUCAACUCCAUCCACUGGUUCCGGAAGGGUCUGCGUCUGCACGAUAACCCCGCGCUGCUGGAGGCCAUUAAGGGAUCCGAUACGCUGCGUUGUGUUUACUUCCUGGACCCUUGGUUUGCCGGCGCCUCCAACCGUGGCGUCAAUCGCUGGAGGUUUCUGCUGCAGUGUCUGGAGGAUCUGGACUCUAGUCUUCGUAAACUCAACUCCUGUCUGUUCGUCAUCCGCGGUCAGCCCGCCAACAUCUUCCCACGGCUCUUCAAGGAGUGGAAAGUCUCUCGAUUGACAUUCGAGUGCGACUCGGAGCCGUUCGGGAAGGAGCGAGAUGCGGCCAUCAAGAAACUGGCAUCUGAAGCGGGAGUGGAGGUGAUCGUGAAGAUCUCACACACGCUUUAUGAUCUGGACAGGAUCAUCGAGCUGAAUAACGGUCAGCCACCGCUCACAUACAAACGCUUCCAGACACUGGUGAGCAGCAUGGAGCCGCCAGAUCCUCCGCUGGAGCCGCUGACCAGAGAACUGAUGGAAAACUGUGUGACGCCCAUCAGUGAAAACCACAGAGAGAAAUACGGAGUCCCCCUGCUGGACGAGCUGGGGUUCGACACUGAGUCUUUGGCUCCUGCUGUUUGGCCUGGAGGAGAAUCAGAGGCACUGAUGCGGCUGGAGAGACACCUCGGACCCGACUCUACCGCGGCGUGGCAGGAGAACUUUGAGCGUCCGAAGAUGAACUCCAGUCCGCUGCUGGCCAGUCCGCUGGGCUUGAGUCCGUACCUGCGCUUCGGCUGCCUGUCCUGCCGCCUAUUCUACAAAAAACUCACCGAACUCUACAAAAAGGUAAAAAAGAACGGAAGCCCGUCGAUCUCUCUAUACGACAAGCUCUUGUGGCGGGAGUUCUUCUACACGGCUGCCAGCAACAACCCACGCUUCGACCGCAUGGAGGGAAACCCCAUCUGCAUCCGCAUCCCGUGGGACAGGAACCCCGAGGCGUUGGCCAAGUGGGCCGAGGCCAAGACGGGCUUCCCGUGGAUCGACGCCAUCAUGACGCAGCUGCGGCGCGAGGGCUGGAUCCACCACCUGGCGCGGCACGCCGUGGCCUGUUUCCUGACACGCGGCGACCUGUGGAUCAGCUGGGAGGAGGGCAUGAAGGUCUUCGAGGAGCUGCUGCUGGACGCCGACUGGAGCGUGAACGCCGGCAGCUGGCUCUGCCACUCCUGCAGCUCCUUCUUCCAGCAGUUCUUCCAUUGCUACUGUCCCGUGGGAUUCGGACGCAGGAUCGACCCCAACGGAGACUUCAUCAGACGUUACUUACCUGUACUCCGAGAUUUUCCAGCCAAGUUUAUUUACGACCCCUGGAACGCUCCGGACGACGUGCAGCGUGCCGCCAAAUGCGUGAUCGGCGUGGACUAUCCCAAACCCAUGGUGAACCAUGCCGAGGCCAGCCGCCUGAACAUCGAGAGGAUGCGGCAGAUUUACCAGCAGCUCUCCAGAUACCGCGGACUCAGUCUUCUCGCAACUGUUCCAUCCAACCACAUGGAAGGCAUCGGAGUAAAUGAAACCCAAGGAGCCGCAGCACCCCCUACACGGCGGAGGGCACGGAGCGGCACGUCGUCUCACCCAGGGAUCAGGAGAGAGCAGCCCGGACCGAGCGGAGCGAAACAUCGUGGAGCAAGACACCGACACACACUCGCCCACCGUACGUCGCCUUACACCACCCAGAGCGACCUGACGGACCACGCCCAUGAGUUUGCUGUUCCACAACAACCAGGGCGUCUGAUUUGGCCAGUUGGAGGCGGGACUGGAAAGAGAGAAAGGGAGUCGGAGCACAAUGGUUGCCAUGGUGAUGACGGCCCCUCCUCCUCCUUCUUCAGCGCUAAAAGCGCAAGAUCAAGAGAAGAGGCAUGAAGACGUGGAAGGCGUGGCCUUCUCUUCCUAAGCUCCACCCACUGAUGGAUUUGCAAAAUGUAUUAUAAACUUUCCUCACGUGUCAAACACAAACAUUCAGAGUAUUUCAAUUUGUCCAAAUCAAAUUGUGGCGGAAAUGUGAUUUUAACAUUUUUGGAAACUUUAUAAUGUAAAAUUCUAAAACAUAUAUAAUUAAAUUAAAUUUAAUUACUAUCCCAAAUAUUGAUUUUAAAAAUCAGAUGUAAAUACUGUCCUCGUGACGUUAAACUUUUACACUAAUAAAGGUCCUUUCACACCAAACACAGAACGUAUGAAUGUAACGAAUAUUUGUCAGGCUGAAUGAAAAGUUAAAUGUUUGAAUAACUUUACGAUAACGUUUACGAAAACGCAAACCAAAGCUCAAGUUGUAUUGGUUGUCACCAGCUGCGAAAAAUUUGUGAAUUUCCAUUGUUUAUAUUAAAAUUUGCAAAGCUUUGUUUGGCGUAAAUGGACCUUAAUAUGGAAAAAAUACGAGUAAUCGCAAACAGCCGAAGAAGAACACUCAUUACGCCACAUUUAAACGGAUCCAGAUUCGCUCAGUAUUACGGAAGAACGGAAGAGUUUCCACAACGCUGCUCUGAACCGGCCUCACCUGUACAUACCUGCGUCUGUUUCCAUGGUGACGAGAGAGUCACAUGAUCGUUGGAAUGUGUUCGGGUCCAAACUGUUGUAACUGUACCACAGAUGAGUGAUUGUCUCGUCUGUAUAAACGACUGUAUUUUGUUCCAUGUUUUAGUGUUUUUGCACAGAUAGCGUAGAAUCCGCUCCAGUGUUUGACGUCAUCUGUCUUCCAUCGCUGUACAUUAUUUCCACCUAUCAUGGUCAUCGUCUCCAUCUCUGUGUACUACAGUGUUUUGUAUAUGACAGCUGUAUCUUAUGGAGCUGUACAUUUUUACCGCUUGUGUCUUCAGUUUUUCUACAGAAUAUUGUUAGCUGUUUUGAAUUUUAAAGAUGUGUAUAUAUAUAUAUACAGUACUAUAUAUAUAUAUAUAGUAUACAGUAAUCAAUAUUUAAAGUGGAUCAAAACCUUUCAUCAGAGUUGUCCGUUCUGGUUUGAUCCACUUCAGAUGUUGACUCCUGUAGUACCAGCAUUUGUUUCUUAGUCUGUGUGUGGUACUUCAUCAGCCAGCUAAUAAAAAAAUAUAUAUAUUUAAACACAAAGUAA